This is a messenger RNA of Spea bombifrons (plains spadefoot toad), 2861 nucleotides long. RefSeq names its product phospholipase A2 group VI (gene PLA2G6). NCBI's taxonomy places the organism in Eukaryota, Metazoa, Chordata, Amphibia, Anura, Pelobatidae. The record is from RefSeq and is a predicted model, not a curated record. Gene Ontology annotation, molecular function: protein binding. Gene Ontology annotation, cellular component: mitochondrion. Bases 70 to 2469 code for a protein of 799 amino acids. The transcript is spliced from 17 exons. Gene Ontology annotation, biological process: cardiolipin acyl-chain remodeling; positive regulation of ceramide biosynthetic process.
AUCUGCACCAUUGGCAUUUUAAACGUCAAGACAACGCGGAAGUGAGUGUCUGAACUAGAGUCUUCAUUGAUGGACCUGUUUGGACGAAUCUUCAGUACUGUCAGUGCCGUGAGCAACCUGUUCUCGAACCCCUACCGGGUACGGGAGGUAUCCCUGACAGAGUAUGCGCGCUGUGUCUGCCUCAGAGAAGAUGGGCGAGUUUUGCUGUAUAAGGCAGCCCGAUUAUGGGACUGUCUUCUGCUCAACCCAAAUACUCCCCAGAAUGCCUACCGCCUGUUUCAGUUGGAUGUGGAAACGGAGGCUCUGCAGCAAUUCCAGGAACUUGCUGUUAAACUUCGUCCGUUCUAUGAGACUGCCAGACAGGGCCUUCGCUUGGACACGGUGCAGCAACUUACCGAUUGCUUGCGCAGCCACCCCAGUUGGUCCCUGGCACACGUGGCUGUGGAGAUUGGUUUGCGGGAGAGCUUCAGACAUAAUGGUAUUCUGAGGAGUGUGAACAGCACAGAAUGUGAUGGCGGAAGCACCCCCUUGCACCUGGCUUGUAGGAAGGGAGAUGCUGAGUGUCUGCAGGAACUGAUAGAGGAAUGCCAUGCCCGGCAAGACAUUGCUGACUCUAAUGGAGAUACUGUUUACCACUAUGCUGCCCAUCAGAAUAAUCCCCGCAUUAUAGAGAUCCUGUGCUCGGUGCCCUCUGUGGGUGUUUCCCACCUGAAUAACAGCAAGGAAACCCCACUACACGUGGCCUGCAGACUGGGGAAAGUGGACACUGUGCUUGCUCUUCUGCGUUGCCAGGCUUCCUGUGACAUAAUUGGGAAGGAUGGUUACCCCAUUCACACAGCCAUGAAGUACUCACAGAAGGGGUGUGCAGAAGCUAUUCUGGACAUCAAUGCGAAUCAGGCCAAUGCUGUGGACCCCCGUCAUAAAGGAACCCCUCUACACUGGGCAAAGUCAGCAGAGAUGGCUGUUCUCUUGAUACAGCGUGGUUGCAAUAUGAAUUCUCUCAGUAGGACGUCAGAGACACCUCUUCAUAUUAUGGUGAAAAGAGACAGAUUUGACUGUGCAAUGGUCCUUCUGGUACACGGCGCAGAUCCUAAUGCCAUGGGGGAACAUGGUAAUACGCCACUGCACCUCGCCAUGAAGAAGGACCAUCUAGAGCUCAUCAAAGCCCUCAUGGUCUUUGGGGCCGACGUGGAGAAGCCCAAUGACUUUGGGGAAACACCCGGACUUAUUGCUGCUAGAUCGAGCAAAGGGUCCAACCGCAAGGUGAUGCUCAGCAUGCUUUGUAGCGUAGGAGCAGACCGCUGUUUCCCCCCCGACACCCAGCUCCCAUCAGCUGAUUCCUCCCCGGUCAGAGCACCCGCAGCGGACAGAUCUAGAGGCAUAGGUUUUCAGGAUGCUGUCUACAUCUCCACUGCCCUCAGCAGCAUGUUGGUGUCCCAUGACAGCGUGGACUUCAAAGAAGAUGGCUUGAGAGUGCGGGACCGACUUCUGUGUUUGGAUGGUGGUGGGAUUCGAGGCCUGGUUCUGAUUCAGUUGCUCAUUGCCAUAGAGAAAGCAGCCGGUUGUCCCAUCAGGGAGCUCUUUGACUGGGUUGCUGGAACCAGCACAGGAGGUAUCCUGGCACUGGCCAUAGUACACGGAAAAUCCAUGGAGUAUGUGCGCUGCCUGUAUUUCCGUAUGAAGAAUGAGGUGUUCCGAGGCUCUAGACCUUAUGAGUCUGGCCCCCUGGAGGAGUUCCUAAAAAGGGAAUUUGGGGAGCAAACUAAGAUGUCAGAGGUGACAACUCCCAAGGUAAUGGUGACGAGUACUUUGUCAGACAGACACCCCGCAGAGCUUCACUUCUUCCGAAAUUACGAUCCCCCUGAAACGGGCCGAGAUCCCAUCUUUAAGAGGGUUGCUAGCUUUCAUCCUGUAACGAGACCAGAAGAGCAGCUUGUGUGGCGUGCUGCCCGUUCCAGCGGCGCUGCGCCAACCUACUUUCGCCCCAUGGGACGAUUCCUGGAUGGUGGGCUACUCUCAAAUAAUCCCACGUUGGAUGCCAUGACUGAAAUCCAUGACUACAACACAUGCUUGAAGAACAAGGGAAAAGGUGACUUAGUGAAGAAGCUGAGUGUGGUGGUGUCGCUGGGCACUGGAAAGCCUCCUCAAGUCCAGGUCAGCUCAGUCGAUGUGUUUAGACCAUCCAAUCCCUGGGAGAUGGUGAAGACCGUGUUUGGAGCAAGGGAGUUGGGCAAGAUGGUGGUGGACUGUUGCACUGAUUCAGAUGGGCCGGCUGUCAGCAGGGCCAGAGCAUGGUGUGACAUGAUAGACAUUUCAUACUUCAGGCUCAGCCCACAACUAGAAACGGAUGUCAUGCUGGAUGAGGUUAGUGAUGCGGUGCUGGUUAACAUGCUGUGGGACACUCAGAUAUACAUCUACCAGCAGAGAGAGGUCCUGCAAAGGCUGGCAAAGAAACUACUGGAACCUUGAAAACGGCAUCUGUGUGCAUCCAAAGUGUACACCAGAGAGAUAAAGGUACAGCAAACCUUUUAACCCCUACGUUGUUCUCUCCUCCAAGGCUUACACUUUGUAGGAUGAUAUCUUACAUCUUUCAGACACGUCUGCUUAAAUAGCAGACUCACAAACAGCAGCCUGAAAUGAGUCAAGAACAAAGUACACCGCAAUCCUAUAUAUUCCUUCUCUUAGCCAUUAAGAGCACUGCAGAUGAUCUACUGGAACAUUAACCAUUCUCCUCUGGACACUGUCCUAAAGCAAGCAUAACUUGGAAUUUCCUGGGAAACUAUACUGGAAACGACGUAUCUUGUUCCCUAUGUAUUUCCACAUUAACGGUUAUGUAUAAAAAGUGAUUCUGGUGCAAAUAA